Molecule: messenger RNA, 1035 nt
Organism: Dissoconium aciculare CBS 342.82
Lineage: Eukaryota; Fungi; Ascomycota; Dothideomycetes; Mycosphaerellales; Dissoconiaceae
Product: glycoside hydrolase family 18 protein
Exons: 1
Coding region: 1-1035 (344 amino acids)
Biological process (GO): carbohydrate metabolic process
Molecular function (GO): chitin binding; hydrolase activity, hydrolyzing O-glycosyl compounds
Source: RefSeq, a predicted model, not a curated record
AUGGCGCUGGUCGCCGAGCGUGCACCGGCUCAGCAACUUUCUGUCGGCUUCUUCGAUGCAUGGGGCUACAGCCGUCCCUGCGGUGCGAUGACGGCCAAACAGGUAGACACCACAAAGUAUACCCACGUCCUUUGGAGCUUCCUCACUAUCAAAGAUGACUUAUCCCUUGGUCUUGGUGAUGAAACACAAUGGAAGGAUUUUCUCGCCAUGCCAAACGUGAAAAAGCUUGCAUCCCUUGGUGGCGACAGCGUUGGUCACAAUCUGGCGACAGCUCUCAAGAAGGACAUGGAUGGCUUCGUUAACAAAAUCGCCGACUUUUUGGACAAGAACAAAGGCCUCGACGGUCUUGAUAUUGAUUGGGAAUUCCCGGACGCCAAUGAAGCAAAUACCAUCUACCUUGACUUCGUUCGCAAGCUGCGCUCCAAACUUGGCCCAGGAAAGAUCUUGUCCGUUGACGUUCGGGUUGAUGACUCGGUUCUGACAUGGCCUCUCAAGGAAAUGGCAAAAGAAGUCGACUUCUUCAUCGUCAUGUCAUAUGGCUACUACUCCUACAAGUGGGGUGCUACCGCGAAAUACGACUGCCCAAGGGGAGACUGUUUACGCCCCCAUAUGGACCUCAGAAGGGUCACUGAGACCUUCGGUUGGGUCACGAAAGAUGUCCCAGCUAGCAAAUUCGUCAUGGGAAUUGCAAACUAUGGAAAUGGUGUUGUGCUGGCAAAUGCUGCGUGUGUCGACCCUCGCGACAAGGCCUGCACUUACAUCAUGAACCAAGCCCCCGCUGAGUCCCGCUGUAUGAAGGGCAGUGACGCCCGAGGAACAUUUAUCCUCAACGAGAUCAGAACCAUCGUUGCGGAAAAGAAGCCCGGCACUCAGACUUUGUACGACAAGGACAGCGACUCUAGCAUUCUGAUCUACAACAACCCCAAUGCCAUAUGGAUUGGCUAUCUGGACGACAACACCAUAGCAAGUCGAAAGCAGCGAUAUGCGAGCUGGGGUGCAGCGGGCAGCGCUGAGUGGACCCUUACCAUGAGGUGA